Musa acuminata subsp. malaccensis (wild Malaysian banana) is the source of this 4144-nucleotide messenger RNA. RefSeq names its product DNA-directed RNA polymerase I subunit 2. Gene Ontology annotation, cellular component: RNA polymerase I complex; nucleus. The record is from RefSeq and is a predicted model, not a curated record. Lineage: Eukaryota; Viridiplantae; Streptophyta; Magnoliopsida; Zingiberales; Musaceae. Gene Ontology annotation, molecular function: ribonucleoside binding; DNA binding. Gene Ontology annotation, biological process: DNA-templated transcription.
AACCCCAACCUCUUCCUCUGCAUGUACACACCCCUCUUCCCCGGCGCCUCUCUCCAUCUCUUCCUCGUCGAGCUCCGGUUUGGACGAACCUGCCUCCGUUGUCGCAGGCAGCCGCCUUUGGUAUAAAGAUCCAAUUUUGGCGCAGAAGAGAGGCGGGGAGCGUAGGUGUCGGCCAUGGGAUCCACGUCGAAGUCCGACUUCCAGGCGCUGCAGGAGCUCUUCCGUCCCCACAUCGAGUCGUUCGAUUACUUUCUCGAUGAAGGAUUGGAGAAGGCUUUCCUCUCCAUACGGCCCAUCGAGAUCUCGGACCCUCACACCGGAAUCAAGCUCAGAGUUUCCUUGGAGAAGCCGCAGUUACUUCCUCCGAUGAGGGACGGGCGCCUGAGCGAACCCUUGUUUCCCCACGAGUGUAGGCAGGCUAGGAUAUCUUAUAAAGGAGAAUUCAGGGCGCUUGUCUGUUUUCAGUAUGACGAAGGAGUUGUUGUCAGAGAAAACAUCAAUUUUGGACAUUUGCCAAUAAUGUUAAAGUCGAAACUCUGCCACUUACGAGGUGCUGACCCACAAAAACUGGUUGCCCACAAGGAGGAGGCAACUGAAAUGGGUGGGUAUUUCAUUUGCAAUGGACUGGAGCGUCUUGUGCGACUUUUAAUCAUACAAAAGCAAAACUACCCAAUGAGCAUGGUGCGCAAAUCAUUUCGUAAUCGAGGACCUGGAUACGGUGAUAAAGCUGUCGUUAUGAGAUGUGUUCGAGAAGAUCAAUCUUCUGUUACACUUAAGUUGUAUUACCUUGAAAAUGGAAGUGCAAGACUUGGAUUUUGGAUAAGAGGAAGGGAAUUCUUGCUUCCUGUUGGGAUUGUUCUGAAGGCUCUCAUUGACACAAAUGAUCAUGAAAUCUUUGUGAGCUUGACAUGCUGUUAUAAUGAUCGAUACCAAAGAGAAAAAGGUGCAGUUGCCACUCAACUUAUUGGUGAAAGAGCUCAAAUAAUUCUUGAUGAAGUCAGAGAUUUGUCCCUUUGGACUCGCUCUCAGUGCUUAAAGCAUAUCGGAGAGUACUUCCGACCUGCCAUGAAUGGAUUCGAAACUGAAAGUCAUACAACUGUCGCAGAAGCUGUUCUUAGAGACUAUAUCUUUGUUCAUCUUGCAAGCAACCAUGACAAGUUCAAUUUACUAAUAUUUCUGCUGCAGAAACUUUAUGCACUUGUGGACCAAACUGCUGCACCUGAUAAUCCUGAUGCAUUGCAAAAUCAAGAGAUUCUGUUGCCUGGGCAUUUGAUAACCAUUUAUCUUAAGGAGAGACUUCAAGAUUGGUUGAAGAAGUCAAAACGUCAACUUCUUGAUGAGACAGCAAAGAAGGAAAAAAACAUCGAUAUCAAGAAUCUAACACAGGUUAAGAAGUUCUUUAGUCGUAGCUCUGCAACUAUUGGCAGGGCUAUUGAAAGUAUGUUAAAAAUCGGAAGGCUAAAUACAGCAUCCGGUUUAGAUUUGCCUCAGAGAGAAGGAAUGAGCAUUCAGGCAGAGAGACUCAACUUCUUUCGAUAUCUCUCACAUUUUCGUUCUGUUCAUAGAGGUGCUUCUUUUGCAAAAAUGCGCACUACUAGUGUACGGAAAUUGCUACCAGAGUCUUGGGGUUUUCUUUGCCCCGUUAAUACACCUGAUGGGGAGCCUUGUGGUUUGCUAAACCAUAUGACUUGUGCUUGUCGUGUUGCAUCUUUCUAUGAUUCAGAAGGAAGAGUCAAAGAUUUUCUCAAGAUAAGAAUGUCCAUAUUAUCUGUUUUGGUUGGGAUUGGGAUGACACCAUUGCUUCCUAAGCUUGAGCGUGCUGGGCCACCAGAAGUUCUUCAUGUUCUUUUAGAUGGAUGUGUUGUAGGAUCUAUUUCUUCUGUUAAAAUAGAGGAAGCAGUUGCACAUAUUCGGAGACUAAAGCUGUCUGGCAUUUGCGGGAUUCCUGAAGAUUUGGAGGUUGGAUACGUACCUUUAAGUUUUGGUGGGGCAUAUCCGGGCUUGUAUAUGUUUACUAAUUCAUCCAGAUUUAUCCGGCCGGUUAUAAAUCUUAUCCAAGUGACCGAUGGAAGUAAGAAUAUUGAACUUAUUGGGCCAUUUGAACAGGCAUUUAUGGAAAUAAGAUGUCCUGAUGGUGGAAAUGGUGGAAGAAGGGAAUUCUUUCCUGCGACGCAUGAGGAAAUACACCCGACCGGAAUACUUAGUGUGGUUGCCAAUCUUACACCCUGGUCUGAUCAUAAUCAAAGUCCCCGAAACAUGUACCAGUGCCAGAUGGCAAAACAGACAAUGGGUUUUUCUGCCCAAGCUCUGCAAUAUCGUGCAGAUCUGAAGUCAUAUCAUCUUCAGACUCCUCAAUCACCAAUUGUUCGGACUGCUUCAUACAGUAAAUACUGCAUGGAUGAAUUCCCAACAGGCACAAAUGCAAUUGUUGCUGUCCUGGCUUACACAGGUUAUGACAUGGAGGAUGCCAUGAUCUUGAAUAAGUCAUCUGUUGAUCGUGGGCUAUGCCGUGGGCACAUAUAUCAGACAGAGUCGAUUGAUUUGGCAAAUAAGCAUGAAAAGGAAGAUCGGCUUUUGGAAAUCUUUGCUAGGAGCAAUGACAGGAAAUUGAAGUCUUCUAUUGAUUCAGAUGGCCUUCCUUAUGUUGGACAGACCAUACAUCCAAGUGAGCCAUUGUAUAGCACUUAUAAUACCUUAACGAGUAUUACCAAACCUACUUUGCUGAAGGGUUCAGAAGAUGUGAUCAUUGACUAUGUUGCUGUUGAUGGUACUGGCUCAAAAAAUUACUUGCAAAAGGUUAACAUUCGUACCCGGCGCACCAGAUAUCCUAUUAUUGGUGACAAGUUUAGCAGCCGACAUGGGCAAAAAGGUGUCUGCUCUCAGAUGUGGCCUGAUGUUGACAUGCCAUUUUCUGCGGUUACCGGGAUGCGACCGGAUCUAAUCAUUAAUCCUCAUGCAUUUCCUUCACGAAUGACUAUUGGAAUGCUUUUGGAAUCUAUUGCAGCCAAGGGAGGAAGUCUGCAUGGAAAAUUUGUUGAUGCAACCCCUUUUUCUAGAUCAGUCUGUAAUGCAGAUGAGGAUAAACCAUCCAAAUCAAGCUCUGUGGUUGAUGAAUUAGGUCCAAUGCUGACUUCUUAUGGUUUUAACUAUCAUGGAGUAGAGGUCCUGUACAGUGGAGUUUAUGGUACAGAGUUGACUUGUGAGAUCUUUAUUGGGCCUGUUUAUUACCAACGACUUCGACACAUGGUCUCCGAUAAAUUUCAGGUCCGCUCGACUGGAACUGUGGACCAGAUCACCCGGCAACCAAUAGGAGGAAGGAAACGAGGUGGAGGUAUUCGUUUUGGAGAAAUGGAACGAGAUGCUGUUCUUGCUCAUGGAGCUGCCUACCUCUUACACGAUAGGCUUCAUUCAUGCUCCGACUACCACAUAGCAGAUGUAUGCUCCUACUGCGGAAGUGUACUGACGGCCACUGCAAUACAACCUCAGAAGAGAGCAGUGCGUGAAAUCCAUGGUCUGCCGCCGGCAAGAACUCCCAAGAACUAUAUAUGCCAAUCUUGCAAAACAGGCAAAGGGAUGGAGACUGUGGCAAUGCCUUAUGUCUUCAAGUAUUUGGCAGCAGAGUUAGCAGCAAUGAACAUAAAAAUGGAGCUCCAAUUGAGUAACCAAGCAGGUUCAUGUACAUAAGGAUUGUGGUUAAAGUUCCCAACAAUUUUCCCAUGGAACCACUUCAAGCUGGGGUUCUUUGACGCACUGUAAGAUUCCAGACAUUGACACUACCUGAUUUAACAAUGCAGAUGAGAAUUGAAGUGCAAGUGGAGUUUGCUUUUGCUCGGGAUGAGCAAUUAAGCUUAAGUAGUGAUACUAGGAAGAGCAUAACAAUCAAAGUCACAUAGUUGAGAUCAUUAGUGCCCUGUGCCAUUUUGAUUCUUGUAACUUUUUUGUAGUUUUGCUUUGAGGAGGUGAAACUAUAGGAUGAAAAACGACUCUUGUGGUUGACAUUAUGCUGACAGUAAUUAUGUGUACAUUAUGCUGAAGUUGACAUUAGCUACAUAAUGUGGUGGACCGCUAAACAAAUAAACCUUGUGAGUUAUGGUAAAUCCAUUUGUAAUCUUGUUAUUUUGAAUCUAAUUUAGAGAUAUCCUGA